AGACCUCGAGGGUUUCGAGGGAGGGAGCUUUGGGGGCGGGUUUCACGGGGACUGCCGCCCAUGUGCUCAGAGGUCAUCCGAUCCCGCUCUAGAAACUGGCCUGUUCAAGACCUGCGGGCAGAGGCAGGAGCCCAAAUUCUGGUAGCCGCUACAAUUUGGUGAGAACUCGAGCGACAGGCGCCCCUGGCGCAGGCACCCCACUAGCCCUAGAAGUCGAAGGCCUUGGAGACCAAUCUGAAUCUGGACAGGACACAGGGACAAUGUCUCAGCAGCUUCUGUACCGAGCUUUGGUGUCUGCUAAGUGGGUCUCUGAAGCGAUCAAGUCUUCUCAAGCUGGGCUGGCUGUACGGCUCCUGGAUGCGUCCUGGUACCUCCCCAAAAUGAAGCGCAACCCUCGGCAUGAGUUUGAGGAGCGCCACAUCCCUGGAGCCGUCUUCUUUGACGUGGAUCAGUGCAGUGAUCGCACUUCGCCUUAUGAUCACAUGUUACCCAGCGCAGGAGAUUUUGCAGAAUAUGUGGGCAAGUUAGGUGUGGGAAGCGACUCCCAUGUUGUGGUGUAUGACGCCAGUGAACAGGGCUUGUUCUCUGCCCCUCGUGUCUGGUGGAUGUUCCGAGCCUUUGGGCACGAUGCUGUUUCUCUCUUGGACGGUGGGCUGAAGAACUGGAUGCGGGAGGGCCUUCCGGUCACCUCCCAAAAGAGCAGACCUGUGCCUGCAGAAUUCCAUGCUACUCUGGACAAAUCACUAGUCAAGGUCCAUGAGGACAUUAUGGAGAACACUGAAUCAUGCCACUUCCAGCUUGUGGAUGCGCGGUCAGCAGGCCGGUUCCAAGGGACGGAGGAAGAGCCCCGGGAAGGAAUCAAACCUGGCCACAUCCCUGGCUCGGUGAAUAUCCCGUUCACUGACUUCCUUACUGAGGCUGGCAUGGAGAAGAGUCCGGAGGACAUCCACAGCUUAUUUCAGGAGAGGAAAGUGGAUCUCAAGAAGCCCCUUGUUGCCACUUGCGGCUCAGGAGUCACCGCUUGUCAUGUGGCACUGGCGGCAUAUCUCUGUGGCAAGCCUGACGUGGCCAUUUAUGACGGAGCUUGGGUGGAGUGGUUCAUGCGAGCACGGCCAGAACACAUCAUCUCAGAGGGAAGGUGCAAGAACCUUUGAGAGGCACCUUCCUGCCAUAAAGGGGGCAGAAAUGUUGCCUGAUAACAGGUCUUGGACUACAUUACUACAGUUGAGCAAAACAUCUUUGACAAUGGAUCUGCUGACAUUGGGUGUGUGUGGUCAUUUGCAUGUUUCAUUUGCAUGAGUAAUGCCUUUUUCCCCUCUCUACAGCACUGUGCUGUUGAUGGGAAGCAGUGGUUCUGGGAUGGUGGAUAAAAUUUCUGAUUGAACUUAG
This is a messenger RNA of Eublepharis macularius, 1389 nucleotides long. It is a transcript of the gene MPST, whose product is annotated as mercaptopyruvate sulfurtransferase. The record is from RefSeq and is a predicted model, not a curated record. The coding region runs from base 261 to 1154 and encodes 297 amino acids. Gene Ontology annotation, molecular function: thiosulfate-cyanide sulfurtransferase activity. NCBI's taxonomy places the organism in Eukaryota, Metazoa, Chordata, Lepidosauria, Squamata, Eublepharidae. Gene Ontology annotation, cellular component: mitochondrion. Gene Ontology annotation, biological process: transsulfuration. The transcript is spliced from 3 exons.